AUGACUGAGAGCAAUGGUGCCGAUGUUUACAUUAUUCAUGAUAACAAUGAAAAAGGCAAAACAGAAGAAUAUCGUUGCCCUGAUGACUCAGCCAAUUAUACAUAUAGUUUUCCAAAUGAAAGUGAUGAAUUUAUCAUAAUCACAGACUCUACAGAAAUAUAUAUAUAUCGGAUACUUCGUUACAAUCUACCAUCAAGAUUAUAUUUCAAAUCAAAUAUUGAUGAAUUAUGCAAAUAUUUACUUAAAAAUGGUGAUACCGAAUUACGCCCAGUUGAGCUUGGUGAAUUAAUCAAUUGCUAUUGUUCAAAUAACAAAUAUGUUUAUAAUGAUAUGGGAAGUGGACCCGAAGAUGUUCGCAAUGUUUUGAAUGAAGGAGUAAAUUAUGUAGGAUACAGUGGUACGCCAAUACCCACCGAUAAAGACUUCUUUGUUGCUCCAUUAUUCGUGCCAGAUCAAGAAGACCAAUCUAGCCCUGGUCAUUUUAUCACAGGAGUUUUUCAAAAACAACCUAAUGGCUCAGAACAUCCAUAUAAACUAUACGUUUUUGAUAGUUGUGGUUUUAGAUCCAGCACUUUACGAUUAGGUUACGAAGAAUAUGAUGAUGAUGCUAAAGUAGAAAUCGAAGUUCCAGUCGAAACUCUCAAUAAAAAAAAUUUACAAAAGAAGUCAGAUACAUGUCCAUACUAUACGUUUGUCGCAGCUCAAAUUUUUUCGACCUAUGAUAAUUUUGCUUCAUUGUUUCGUUUUUGUAAUGCAGAAUUCAGAAAAUCAGGUGACACAAAAAUUGAUGAAGGUGUCAGAGACUUUUUAAUCAAAUAUGGUGUGUCUCCUAAAGCUUUUAGAAAUUUAAGGGACAGAGGAACCUUUGACUGA
Molecule: messenger RNA, 873 nt
Organism: Trichomonas vaginalis G3
Lineage: Eukaryota; Parabasalia; Trichomonadida; Trichomonadidae
Exons: 1
Coding region: 1-873 (290 amino acids)
Source: RefSeq, a predicted model, not a curated record